Molecule: messenger RNA, 2646 nt
Organism: Truncatella angustata
Lineage: Eukaryota; Fungi; Ascomycota; Sordariomycetes; Amphisphaeriales; Sporocadaceae
Product: glycosyl transferase family group 2-domain-containing protein
Exons: 3
Coding region: 1-2646 (881 amino acids)
Source: RefSeq, a predicted model, not a curated record
AUGGGUAUCUCAAGUUACUUCAAGGCUAAGAAGCCUGAGGAGAAACAAAGACCAACGCCUGCAACGGCGAUCCCCCCAACGGAGAAGAGGAACAACGCACAUCAGAACGCUAUAGACGAUUUUCAACUCCAAGCACCUACACCACACUUCGGUUCGUCGAGAAACUCCAUAUCAGGGCGGUCGGUAAACUCCAAUGGCAGCUCCGUAUUCCUGGAUGACAUCAAGCAUGAAGUCAUGGUGAACUACCUCUACCAGCAGCAAUGCUCUCAUCUUUGGGUCAGCGACGGAAGCGGUGAGGUCGAGGGAGUCCUUCUGCGCAAAGUGCGAGGACAGUACCUGGCUUGCCCACCGCAACUGGCUGAUUCCCCACUAGCGCUGGCUAUGUCUGCGCUCAAUGUCCCCGCUGCCAUGACGGUUAACUCCAGAGUCAUUAAGACAUUUUUGUCGUGGUCACCAGACGCGGUAGAUGUGCCUUUGAUGAAUGGUCUACGGGUUCAGAUCUUGCCAACCAUUGAUGAUCUACCUCGGGCACGAAAAUACCAGUUCGCUGCUUUUGUUGCCUCCGAAGCUUUGCUUGUCAUUUGGGAUGACGAUGCGCUUCACCUGGUACAGCGAGCCAAGGCCAUCGAGGCGGAACUAAUGGAGCUGGUAUGGGAAGCCGGCAAUGAGGGCGACGACGACGAAAAGAAGCCUGGCCAACUCGCUGUGAGCGAGUUUGAGAUCGACGAGGAGAGCGGUGCGAUCAAACUCGAAAGCCGCCCAGUCCACAUGCAGAAUACCUAUUUGGUAUCGAUUACCAUGGUAAUUGUCGUCAUCUCGAUUGGUGCCGCGUGGCGUCAACUCGCUGUAGAAGUGUCAGUCGACGGAAAUUACAUCCGCCUCGCACUUUGCUGUCUCUUUCCUGUCCAGAUAUUCUUCACGCUUUUCUUCGCACAAGUCAUCGUUGGAUGCCUAGCACAGAUAUUUGGCCCUAUUCGUCAGCUUACGAUGAACUCCAAGUUCUACUCUGCACGCCCGCCACCACGCAUCCAAUCCGGACCCCUGCCACAUCUCACUGUACAGUGUCCUGUCUAUAAGGAGGGUCUCGGUGCCGUCAUUGCUCCCACGGUGAAAUCUAUCAAACAGGCCAUCAGCACGUAUGAGCUCCAGGGUGGUUCAGCCAAUAUCUUCAUCAAUGAUGAUGGUUUGCAACUCAUCUCGGAAGAAGAGCGAAAGGCCCGCAUCGACUUCUAUGCCGACCACAGCAUCGGUUGGGUUGCGCGGCCCAAGCAUGGCGAAAAUGGUUUCCUGCGCCGCGGCAAGUUCAAGAAAGCCUCCAACAUGAAUUUUGCCCUUAAGAUCUCCUGCAGUGUUGAAGAGAAGCUAGCACAGUAUAACCGUGGUCCCGAGUGGUCGCAGGUUGAUGAAGCCCAUGCUUAUGAAGAGUCCUUGAAGAAAGUCCUCGAGGAGGAUGGCAGAGCUUGGGCUGAUGGUAACGUUCGUGUCGGCGACUACAUCUUGAUCAUCGACUCCGAUACUCGUGUGCCAUCUGAUUGUUUCCUGGAUGCUGUAUCCGAAAUGGAGCAGUCCCCCGACGUUGGCAUCAUGCAAUUCUCAUCCGGUGUCAUGCAAGUCGUGCAUACAUACUUCGAGAACGGUAUCACAUUCUUCACAAACCUCAUCUACAGCGCUAUCCGGUACACUGUUUCCAACGGUGAUGUUGCUCCUUUCGUUGGCCACAACGCUAUCCUCCGGUGGAGUGCUAUUCAGCAGGUCAGCUACGAGGACGAAGAUGGAUAUGAAAAGUUUUGGUCGGAAAGCCAUGUGUCCGAGGACUUCGACAUGUCCCUUCGUCUUCAAUGUGCUGGUUACAUCAUCCGUCUUGCUGCCUGGGCCGGCGAGGGUUUCAAGGAGGGUGUGUCUUUGACCGUGUACGACGAGUUAGCUCGAUGGGAGAAGUACGCAUACGGUUGCAACGAGUUGCUUUUCCACCCGAUCCGGACCUGGCUGUGGCGAGGUCCUUUCACCCCGCUGUUCCGUCGCUUCCUCUUCUCCAACAUCCGCUUCACAUCCAAGAUCACCGUAAUCUCGUACAUUGGUACCUACUAUGCCAUUGGUGCCUCUUGGAUCCUGACUUCCGUCAACUACUUCGUCAUGGGUUGGUACAACGGAUACUUGGACAAAUACUAUGUCGACUCGUGGCAGGUGUGGUUUUCCAUCAUCAUCGUCUUCAACGGUCUCGGAAACAUUGCUCUCGCCGUCAUGCGUUACCGUGUCGGUGAGCGCAGUCUGAUGGGUUCUCUCUGGGAGAACUUCAAGUGGACACUGAUGCUGGCAAUCUUCCUGGGUGGUCUCAGUCUGCACGUUUCGCAAGCAUUGUUGGCGCAUAUGUUCGAGAUUGACAUGACCUGGGGUGCAACAUCGAAGGAGGCCGAGUUUUCCAACUUCUUCAUCGAAGUUCCCAAGGUGCUGAAGAGUUUCAAAUUCUCCAUGCUCUUCUCACUACUCUUCCUUAUCGGCAUGAUCAUCCUCGCUACUGCGCCUUUCGUGCCUUACGAUUGGCGCAUCACGGAUUUUGUCGCCAUCUUGCCUAUGGCUACUGUCGCGGGCUCUCACUUUUUGCUUCCGCUGGCGCUGAACCCCGCGCUCAUGACUUUCUCCUGGUAA